This is a messenger RNA of Rhipicephalus microplus (southern cattle tick), 5950 nucleotides long. RefSeq names its product putative phosphorylase b kinase regulatory subunit alpha. Gene Ontology annotation, biological process: glycogen metabolic process. The record is from RefSeq and is a predicted model, not a curated record. Gene Ontology annotation, molecular function: calmodulin binding. Gene Ontology annotation, cellular component: phosphorylase kinase complex. Lineage: Eukaryota; Metazoa; Arthropoda; Arachnida; Ixodida; Ixodidae.
UUUGGCAGGCCCUGAUUUUGGUUUCCCGUGUCCUUCAUUUAUUUUCGGGGGUCAUGGCAUCCGCACUGGGCGCUUGAUGCGAGCUUGUGGCAAAAAAUAGACGCAAUGUGGCCAAAUACAAGUGCGAACUGCUCGCUAGCACUCUGUAGUGAGAUCUAAACGAAAGAGCUGUUCAAAACUUGGACGCAAAAGUAAACGUAUCACCAUUGCAUGUGCCCACAUCAUGAGAAGUCGUAGAAAUUCGGGAGUGCGCCUUGAUUACUAUCAGCGACUGGUGUGCCGUACCAUUCUUGACCAUCAGGACCCUGUCACAGGUCUUAUUCCAAGCCACAAACAAGAUGAUCAUGCCUGGGUCAGGGACAAUGUAUACUCCAUUCUCUCUGUGUGGGCUUUGUCGAUGGCCUACCGAAAAAACGCCGAUUUGGAUGAAGACCGGGCGAAAACGUAUGAACUGGAACAGGCCUGCAUUAAAAUGAUGCGAGGCCUGCUAUUGGCCAUGAUGAGACAGAAAGACAAGGUGGAAAAGUUCAAGCAGACGCAAAAUCCUGCCGACUCCCUUCAUGCCAAGUACAGCUCGCAGACGACUGCCACAGUAGUGGGUGACCGUGAGUGGGGACACCUUCAGUUGGAUGCCACCUCUCUAUACUUGCUCAUCCUGGCUCAAAUGACAGCCUCUGGUCUUCAAAUAGUAUUCAACCUGGAUGAAGUCAACUUUAUUCAAAACCUGGUUUUUUACAUAGAGGCCACUUACUGCAUCCCGGACUAUGGUAUUUGGGAACGGGGUGACAAAACAAACCAUGGUCUGCCAGAACUGAACUCAAGCUCGAUUGGAAUGGCCAAAGCAGCUCUACAAGCGUUGGAUGACCUGGAUUUGUUUGGGGGCAAAGGAGGUCCAUUUUCAGUAAUACAUGUCCUGGCCGAUGAAGCUCAGAAAUGCAAUGCUGUGCUGCAGUCUAUGCUUCCACGAGAGUCCAACUCCAAAGAAGUAGACGCAGCUCUUCUUUCAGUUAUUGGCUAUCCAGCAUUUUCUGUGGACGACCCUGAGCUUAUAGCUCAAACGCGGAAAAGCAUUCUGCAGAAACUGAAGGGCAAAUAUGGUUGUAAAAGGUUUCUUCGAGAUGGCUACAAGACGGCAAAGGAGGAUCCAAGCCGGCUGUAUUAUGAAUCUUGGGAGCUCCAACACUUUGAAAACAUUGAAUGCGAGUGGCCACUCUUUCUCUGCUAUUUGGUGAUUGACGCGUGCUUUCGUGGGGAGCGUCUAGAGGUGGAAGAGUACUCUGAUGCUUUGGAGCAAGUGCUCCUUCGAACUGAAGAUGGACUUAAAUUGGUGCCAGAAAUGUACGCUGUACCAGCUGACAAGGUGGAAGCAGAAUACAAGAAUCCCCACAGUCAGCAAAGGAUUCAUGUUGGCAUGACCCCUUUUAUGUGGGCUCAGUCACUAUUCAUCAUUGGCCGACUUCUACAAGAGGGUUUCAUUGUUCCUGGCGAGCUGGACCCUCUGAAUCGUAGGCUGGCCUCGGAGAAAAAGCCUGAUGUGGUGGUGCAAGUGGUCGUGCUUGCGGAAGACCACAUCAUUCAGGAGAAGUUAAUGCACCAUGAGAUCUUUGUGCAGACUAUACAGGAUGUCCCUGACUUUGAAGUGCUACCAGCUAGGGUUCUGGGACACAUUUACACAUAUCUAGGAAGAAGCUCUAAACUGGGCUUGAGCGGACGACAGUCACGAGAUGUGGGAAUUCUUAGCACAAGCAAAAUGUACUUGUUCAAGGAUUCUCUCUUGGUAUUCACUCCUCAGUUUGCAGAUCAGCAUCGAUUUUAUCUGGCCUCUGACACUGACCUUCUCAUUGACACCUUCAAGACGGAGGUCGCCUAUCUGAAGUCUGCAUGGAGAAUGCUUGGAAGGCCAACAGUCAUCUUACCUGUUUCACAGGACCUUCUUCAUAAUGGAAAAAUACCUGGGGAAGUUAUAGCCACAAUAAAAAAGCUAAAAAGUGGUUAUACUACUGGUACUCGCAUUCUUUUAGGCACUCUUGAUGAAUUUGUGAGCACAUCCUGUAUUGCAAGCCUCAGCUUUGUUGGAAGUCAAGAGGAAGGACAUCCAGAACGUAUUCCAGCUGAACUCAGGGAAUAUCUGAACAAAGAAUUCACCAGAAAGGACUUAAGAAGAGACUCGAUCUUCCUGAGAAGGCAGUCAAUAAUUGGCACUCCAAAGAGCCCUUCAUUGUUUGGCACUCGAGGGAAGUUGGGUGUGAAGGGACUCGUGAAGAGAUCAAGGUCAAUUCAUGUGGAAAACUUCUUCUCAUAUGACCAGCCAAGCAGUGCAAAAUCAGAGGAGCUGCUGCCAACACUCUCGGAGGACUCGUAUGGUGGUGUUGGGGAUACGGGCUCACCAGCUUACGACACAGAUGAGGAAGAGCUGUGUGAGAUGGUGGACCAGCCAAGCAACGCCACUAUCUUGGGUCUCUCCCAACUUCAGCUAGACAAGGUUUCCGAGAAGGAAUUGCUUGACUUGCUUGAGGAGAGCGACUCCCUUGAAGAACAUGGAGACAUACUGCAUUGCCUAGUGCUUAACAAGGGCCUAAAGUGGGACACAGAGCUGGGUGAUGGCAAUCGUGUAAUCACAGUAAGACAUCUUCUGAAGGAGCUGUAUGAAAAGGCAUACAAAGAACACAAGUGGGGUCUUGUGAGACAUGUUGCUGGCCUUCUGGGAAAGAAGGUUGAAGACCUGGCAAAGGCGGUGACAGAUCUGCUUGUACGGCAGAAGCAAGUUACAGUAGGCAUGCCACCAUUGAAUGAAUACACUAUCACUAGGCCACAGCCAGCGAAACAGCUUCGUAUUAUCAUUUACAAAGCCCAUGGCGCUGAUAAAAGUGCGGCUAUGUUGACCCAAGAGCUGCUUGUGUAUUUGUCUAUGUUCAUUCGAACAGAACCAGAGCUCUUUCAAGAGAUGUUGAGGCUUCGUGUGGGACUCAUCAUUCAGGUCAUGGUAACUGAGCUUGGGCGUUCACUCCAGUGUUCUGCUGAUGAAGCAUCCGAGUACCUUCUCAACAUGCGACCAUUUCAAAUGAAAAUGCUUUUGCGGCAAAUUCUGAGUGGCAAAGAGUUUGUCAUAUUCAACAGCAGCGAUGGCAUAGUUUCUGUGCAAGGCAGCAAAAUAAAUAAGCAAGCCCUACAGCAUACUAUGAGAGAUAGUAUGGCUACAGGUACAAAGAAGCAGGAUGAAAAUUUUGACCGCCAAGGUCAGUGGAUCCGUAGACGAAGACUAGAUGGUGCUCUUAAUAGAGUGCCUAUGGGCUUUUACCCAAGAGCCUGGAAGUUGCUAGAGAGGUGUGUUGGCCUCUCUAUAGAAGGUAAAGUUCUCUCUCAGCACCUGACGAGAGAGAUGACUCAGGGUGAGCUCAAGUUUGCCCUGGAGUUUGAGCAUGUGCUGAACUGCAUCCCACAGCCAGAGUAUCGUCAGCUAAUGGUCGAAGCCAUCAUGGUGCUUACUCUUCUGGCUGAGCAUAAUGUUGUCACUUUUAUCAACAAAGUGAUAAGUGUGGAUGGCCUCGUGCAGCAUGCCUACAAGGUGUUCUUGGAUGAUCAGAAACUUUGCAAUGGUGAUGCCACCCUAUGUUGUGCCACAGAUGGUGUCCCUAAAGCCCAUUGCAACAAAGUGGCAAAUCUUUGCCAGCACUUCUAUGACUCUGCACCUAGUGGUUGUUAUGGUACCAUGACCUACCUCAUAAAGGCUGUGGCACAGACAGUUGACGACCUACCCAACACAAACCUUGACUGCACAAUUAGUUAAACUCACUACAGUAAGACAAUAUGUUAACCACUCUGUGUUGAUCCUUCGUGUCAUUACGUGUACUAAGAAUAAUUUGACAUUGUAUAUAUAAAUAUAGAAAAGUUGAAUGUGCAUAUACAAAGUUUAUUAAAGAGACUGAAGCAAUGAAAGAAAUUGGCAAAAGAAAAAAAGUUUACACUGCAUUGUUCAAAUGAAAAAAGCCUGUUUCAACAUGAUGUCAGAGUGUUUAUGGGAACUUAAGUUCUUUCUGGAGCAGAGCACACUUAAUUCCUUUGUUUCCAGAACUAAGGGGGUCACUACGAUACACUCAAUUAACAACACAAUAAAAACUUGACCUGAUAGAAUGUCUACAUUGUGAACCCACUGUACUUAUGCAGAAUGUUUUUGGCAAGUUGUAUUGUUGUCGACAGAUUAACUUAAAUAAUCUUAUUUACAUAUGCAGCACUGCUUAAAAACUUUUCAGAAAUAUAUAUGCAUGUAUUUUAGUCACGUGUUUUUUAACUAUUGCUUGAUUCAUGUGGUGUUCCCACUGUACAUACUCCAAAAUUUGUAGUGUAACAUCAUUCAGCUGUUUUAGGAACAGUAAUCUCUCUUUUUCGCAACUUAAUCCAGAAUUUAUUGCUGUGGACCUUCUGAACGUGAAGUGCAGGGCCUUUAAUAGAGUGACACAUACCUUAUCCUAAAAGUACUAGUUCUUUUGUGCCUGAGUCAACAGACCUUUUCCCAGGAUGGUCUGGUCAAUAGCUAUACUAUCAAAAUUAAGGCCGGGCAAAUUUGGAUUUUAUUGCUUGACAGUGUAGCUCUGUGAUCAUUGUGAAGAAAGCAUUUUGUUUUACUCUAAUCUUUACAUCAGCUUAUGUGAAAAUGUAUAAUAAUAGGUUGCAUGUAUUAACUUUUUAAAAGCAAGGUUCAGUUUUCUGAAGACUCCAGGAGGUUACUAAAUGCUCUGAAGGUGCCAAAAGUUUAUGCUGUUCAGCUUUCAUGGGAAAGGAACGUUCCUAAGCAGAAUUGGAUGUGUAUUCAUUAAAUAAAACAAAGAUGAUGCUGAUAGCAUGCAGUACCAGAAAUACUGAGUCACAACUAUAGGCCCAAGGUUUAUACAAAUUUAUCAUUUUUGCAGGUACUGCACUUUGAUAACUUUUGGCAUAAAUUUUAUGCCUGCUUAAUAAUACUAUGUUUAAUAAUACUAUGGUUGUUUACAUUGUGAGCUUCAAGUGUAUUCAGAACUCUUUCUAGUCUGUCUGAAGUUUUGCAGUCUGUAAGUUGAAUUAAGGUUCAUGUAUUUUUUUGUUCAGAACAUCAUGUAUCCUGCACUUGAAUCAAACCACUUGUAUGAAGGCACACACUAUACAGGUAAUAUUGGUAGAUAUUGUUUUAGUGAUCAGCAGGGUGCAGCAGCAGACAAAACAGCUGAAAUACUGGGAAGCUUGCUUUCAUUAUGUGCAACUAAUGACACAGGAAUUAUGGCAAGGAAAGCACAGGGGACAUUAUUUGUGGUUUCUUAACUUUAGUUUAAUGAUUCUCAAUCACAAUGAAUUUAAGUAAGUGAACCGAGAACCUUUGAAUUACCUAUCUGAUGCUUUACUAUUUGAGCGACAAUGAAGGGCAUGCAAUUCAAAGGUUUUGGGUUCGAAUCCUAACAGCAGAAAAGGGUGGUUUUUCAUUCACUUUAAUUCCCCUUAGUAUAUCUGAGAAUCAUUACUCUACAGUCAAGAAGUCACAAAUAACUACCUGUAUGCUUUCCUUGGCCUGAUUGUCUGUUGGAUUCAUGAGUUGCAUAUAAUACAGAAAGGGAGCCCUUAGGACAUUUCUCCCUCUUGCAUACUUCAGUGAGUCUAGUAAGCUUUCGGGCCAGCCAUCUUUUUUUAGAAGCUGUGCCAAAGGCAAGUGAUGCAAAAAUCGACUUUGUUUUCUGGAAAAGCCUGUUUUUACAACUGAGUGCAUUUGAAAAUUAUUUUGUUGUCCUUCAGAGGCCAGAUUAAAGUCAAUGUCAUAGCAUUCUUUGGAGCUAUUGUGUUAUGAGUGAACGGAGCGAGAAAUUUUGGCAAGCAAGAGAGCCUCUGCAACUACAGUGUUGUCAUGAUGAUAGAAAGAAAGGGCAGUGUCAGUGUAUACUGUGAUGGUCAAGUCAAGUCAAGUUUAUUAAAUAGUUCAGUUGAGUUA